This is a messenger RNA of Fragaria vesca subsp. vesca, 2587 nucleotides long. RefSeq names its product chaperonin CPN60-2, mitochondrial-like. Gene Ontology annotation, cellular component: cytosol; mitochondrion. The transcript has 18 exons. The record is from RefSeq and is a predicted model, not a curated record. The coding region runs from base 1 to 1734 and encodes 577 amino acids. Gene Ontology annotation, biological process: protein refolding. Gene Ontology annotation, molecular function: ATP binding; ATP-dependent protein folding chaperone. Lineage: Eukaryota; Viridiplantae; Streptophyta; Magnoliopsida; Rosales; Rosaceae.
AUGUAUCGCCUCGCUUCAAGCCUCGCUUCCAAAGCUCGGGGUAUUAGGAACAAUGCCCAGCAGAUUGGUGGUAGGUUGAAUUGGAGCAGAAACUAUGCAGCGAAAGAUAUUAGAUUUGGCGUGGACGCCCGAGCCCUCAUGCUCAGUGGCAUUGAAGAUCUUGCCGAUGCUGUUAAAGUUACAAUGGGUCCUAAGGGGCGUAAUGUGGUUAUUGAGCAAAGCUUUGGCGCACCCAAAGUGACAAAAGAUGGUGUAACAGUUGCAAAAAGCAUUGAGUUUAAGGAUAAAGUUAAGAACGUCGGAGCUAGCCUCGUAAAACAGGUUGCUAAUGCCACAAAUGAUGUAGCUGGUGAUGGUACCACUUGUGCCACGAUCCUGACCAGAGCUAUCUACACUGAAGGAUGCAAGUCAGUUGCUGCUGGUAUGAAUGCCAUGGACCUAAGACGUGGUAUUACCAUGGCAGUUGAUUCUGUUGUAACUAACUUGAAGAGCAGAGCCAGAAUGAUCAGCACUUCUGAAGAGAUAGCACAGGUUGGAACAAUAUCGGCAAAUGGCGAGAGAGAAAUCGGUGAAUUGAUUGCAAAGGCCAUGGAGAAGGUUGGCAAGGAGGGAGUAAUCACGAUUGCUGAUGGCAAAACAUUGUAUAAUGAGUUGGAGGUUGUUGAGGGCAUGAAGCUAGACAGAGGCUAUAUAUCUCCUCAUUUCAUCACCAACCCAAAAAAUCAAAAAUGUGAACUGGAAGAUCCUCUAGUUCUAAUCCAUGAGAAGAAAAUCUCAAAUAUUAAUGCUGUCAUUAAAGUAUUGGAGCUGGCUUUGAAGAAGCAAAAGCCUUUGCUGAUUGUCGCAGAAGAUGUGGAAAGUGAUGCACUUGCAACACUUAUAUUAAAUAAGCUUCGUGCUGGAAUCAAGGUCUGUGCAAUCAAAGCCCCUGGUUUCGGUGAAAAUAGGAAAUCCAAUAUGCAGGAUCUUGCAGUUCUCACUGGUGGCACUGUUAUUACUGAAGAGCUGGGUUUGAACCUUGAAAAAGUGGAUAUGGAUAUGCUUGGAACUUGCAAAAAGGUCACCAUUUCAAAAGAUGACACUGUAAUUCUUGACGGUGCUGGUGACAAGAAGGCACUUGAGGAAAGAUGUGAACAGAUUCGGUCUGCAAUUGAAGCAAGCACUUCCGAUUAUGACAAAGAGAAAUUACAAGAGAGACUGGCAAAACUUUCUGGUGGUGUUGCUGUGUUGAAGAUUGGAGGAGCCAGUGAAGCUGAAGUUGGUGAGAAGAAGGAUAGGGUUACUGAUGCCCUAAAUGCCACCAAAGCAGCUGUUGAAGAGGGUAUUGUACCAGGUGGCGGUGUUGCACUCCUCUAUGCAGCUAAAGAGUUGGACAAACUUUCAACUGCUAACUUCGAUCAGAAGAUUGGAGUUCAGAUUAUUCAGAAUGCUCUAAAGGCACCUGUCCACACAAUUGCUUCUAAUGCGGGAGUUGAAGGAGCUGUUAUUGUCGGUAAGCUCUUGGAGCAAGAUGACCCUGAUCUGGGAUAUGAUGCAGCUAAAGGUGAAUAUGUUGAUAUGGUCAAAGCUGGAAUAAUAGACCCAUUGAAAGUAAUUAGGACUGCUUUAGUGGAUGCUGCAAGUAUUUCAUCUUUGCUGACAACUACUGAAGCUGUCGUAGUUGAACUUCCUAGUGACAAGGAGACCCCGGCAAUGGGCGGUGGUAUGGGUGGCAUGGGUGGUAUGGAUUAUUGAGAACUGCCCCAUUCCAAACUCAUUUUAGAGUAACUGGAGUGUAAAACUAGCAUCAGAGUGUUUACUACAUUGCUUAGAGUUGUUUGGGUCGCAAGUCAUUGAGUUUUUUGGGUCUGAAGGUGUAGUCAUAGUGAGGAUCAGUGUGUAGGUAGAUCCUGUAAUACAGGACAGAGAAGUUGUUUCUGGGAAGAAUCUCAAACUAAAUGUACGCAUCUAAUUCUUUUCAAAUAAAAACUUUUCUUCCUUGAUUUCUUUCGUAUCUUAGGUUGGUAGGGGUGAUCUUUCUUCUUCGGCAUCUUGUUUCUGCAUUUAGGCAUUAUAAGGGGCAUAUCCAUGUGUUGGAUGAGUUUCUUUUUUGGUCUGAAUUUUCUGUUUUCAUCAAAGAGCAACUGCAGUUCUGGUCAGUUCCUCUGAGGUCAGAGAUAUGUUUCUGCCUCGUAAACCUGAAAUGAUUCUUAGCAUGCCUUUGGGCCUUUGGUCUGCGGCUCUACGCCGGAAAAGCUUGUGUGGCAUCAUACCAAGAACGGAGUGUUCAGCGUCAAAUCUGGUUGUUGGGUAGCAAGUACUACUGUGGCCUGUUCUAGUACUGGAGCAAAUAUGGAGGCUUCGUAUAAGGUCUGGAGGUCGAUUGUGCCACACAAAUUGAAGGUAUUCUUAUGGAGAGCUAUCAACAGUUUCCUCCCCUGUACGCAAAACCUGGUAAGAAGAAAAAUCAUGGCCGAGUCUUGUUGGCAAUGUGGCAAUUUAAUAGAAUCAGUUAGUUAUUCAUAUAUUAUGGGAUGGAAAAUUCUAGUGUGCAGCACUGCAUACUAUGCAGAUCCUACUAGAAGACAGGAUAGCUGAGGUUACCUAG